GGCGGCUGCAUGUGCGGGCGGGGGGCGGCGAGCGGGGCCGGGCGGGCGGCGAGCGGAGCUGGGAGCGGGGCGAGCGCAGCCCAGAGGAGCCGAGCGGAGCCGACGGGCAGCCUCGCUCUGCACUGGGAUUUAUGGAGGUGCUGAGGAGCAGCUGUGAGCCCCGCAGCCCCGGGCAGCCCAGCCAGUGAAGCAGCCCCCGGCCGCCUCUCCUCGUCUCGCCCAGCACCCCGACCCUCCGACUCAACCAUUCAAGGCUCCCGUGCAUGGAUCGCCGCAGCGAGGCGCCGCUGCCGGCCGCCGCCGCCCCGUAGGCUCCCGGCCCCCCGUGCCGCCCCCAAGUACUCCACAUACCCCGAUGGGGUAACGUGACGGGGUCCCCUCCCGCCGCCACCCCCCAUGCAGAGGCCUUUCUAGAGCGCCCGGAGCGCGCGGCACCGGAGCCGCUCGCCGGCGCACACACGCAGAGGACGCCAACACUACAGCAAAGGGAUUUUUUUUUUUUUAAUUAUUAUUAUUAUUAUUAUCAUUAAUAUUAUUUUUUUUUUCCCCCAUCUGGCUUUUUUUCCCCCUGGGGGGCUUGUGGUGUGUCAAGGAAGCCGGCGCGCUCCCAGGAAUUGGGAUUAUUUGCACAACGUCUGUAUAUUGAGUUCUCGAUCCUGUUUUAUUUUUAUUUUUGAAGCACAGAGGGGUUGUUGGGUUUUUGUUUGGUUUUUUUGGGUUUUUUUGGGUUUUUUUGUUGUUUUUUUUUUGUCCCUCCACACCACACUUUUUUGGGUUUUUCCCCUGCCACUGUCAGCAUCACCUCACCUUCCCACUGUUCUCACCAUGGCCCGGAUGAACCGCCCUGCGCCCGUGGAGGUCUGCUACAAAAACAUGAGGUUCCUCAUCACCCACAACCCCACCAAUGCCACACUCAGCACCUUCUUGGAGGACCUGAAGAAAUACGGUGCCACCACAGUCGUGCGAGUGUGUGAAGUGACCUAUGACAAGACCCCCCUGGAGAAGGACGGCAUCACUGUCAUGGAUUGGCCAUUUGAUGAUGGAGCACCUCCUCCCAGCAAGAUUGUGGAAGACUGGCUCAACUUGUUGAAGACCAAGUUCUGCGAGGACCCUGGUUGCUGCGUGGCCGUGCACUGCGUGGCCGGCCUGGGGCGUGCUCCCGUCCUUGUCGCGCUGGCCUUGAUCGAGAGUGGGAUGAAGUAUGAAGAUGCCAUCCAGUUCAUCCGACAGAAGCGCAGAGGAGCCAUCAACAGCAAGCAGCUGACGUACUUGGAAAAAUACCGACCAAAGCAGAGACUCCGAUUUAAGGACCCUCAUAACCACAAGAACAAAUGCUGCAUCAUGUAACCUCAAUGACCUCUUGCCAAAAUCCGUGCACAGACCCCAGGCACUCGCACACAUCCCCCCUCACCUCCUCGCCCAGCCCUGCGCUCCCCUCUGCCGGAGCAUCUCCAGUGUGUCCAGCACUCACAGCACACUCGUCUUGCUGGAUCCCCAAAAAAGGCUGCUGUCUCCAGCUGCAGCCCCGAGGAGGGAAGGCAGCACUGCCCUUUGACUCUUGGUGUUAGCAGGCAGUGAGCUCCUGUGACCGUUCUAAAUCACCAUCCUCCUCCCUCCUUUCCCCCUCCCUGUUACAUUGAGAGGGGUGGGCAAAGGGUGCUUGGUUUGGGGUGAUGCAGGCAGGGCUGUGCCAGCUCAGAAGGGAUGGGGUGCAGAAGGGCACCCCCAGAAAAACCUUUCCCCACCUCUUCCCCAUAAAUAAGGGCUGCAGCAGCAGGGGUGGAGGUGGGAAUGGCACAGUGGCCUCGGGAGGGAAGGUGGUGAUAGCAGGGAGGGGUGACAGGGGCCCUUAGCUCAGUGACCCUUGUGACCAGGGGAAGGGCUGAGCUAAGGCCCUCAGCACCAUUCCCUCUCUCCUGGCCCCUCUGGUAGCUCACCACCUCUCUGUUGCCUCAAUGCCAGCCAGGAUGCUGCAGAUGGGGCUCGCUGGGGACGUGCUCCAGUUGAAGGCAGAGCUGCUUGGAACCUCGGGGACCACGGCAGGGCUUGGAGGCACUCAGCUUUGCUGGGAUGCUGCAUUAGCACUGGGUCCCCCAAAUUAUGGGGUGCUCUUAUUUAUAGCUUCCAAAUUCAGUGCCCAGAGUGGUGGGUUCUCUGCUGUUGUGUCCCCAUCCCUGACCUGUGGCACAAACCCCAUUUCUGGCUGCAGUGCCCUGGGGACACAUGAUGCCUCUCAAGGCACAUCCAUGUCCUCCACCACCACUGCAUUUGCUGGUUGAGGGGCUGGGCUGCAGCUUUCCUAGGGGACUUUGGGUGUUCCUGGCAAGAGCACAUCACCUAAUUUUGCACCUGCCUUGUCCAUAUCUGUACUGAGGCACCUGGCACCCCCAGCACACACCCAGCUGGGGUGGGCUCAGAGCUGCCCUGAGCUGGGACAUGAAACAUCUCUCAACUUUCUGCCUUUGAACGCUUGCAGCAGCUGGAGCAGUGGGCACGUAGCGGGUGUGGGGAUGGUUUUUUUUCUUUUAAUGAGGAUAAAAAGAAAUUUGCUAAUUAAAGGAAAAAAAAAAUCUUAAAAAAAUA
Molecule: messenger RNA, 2583 nt
Organism: Oenanthe melanoleuca
Lineage: Eukaryota; Metazoa; Chordata; Aves; Passeriformes; Muscicapidae
Gene: PTP4A3
Product: protein tyrosine phosphatase 4A3
Exons: 6
Coding region: 826-1347 (173 amino acids)
Biological process (GO): endothelial cell migration; protein dephosphorylation
Cellular component (GO): nucleus
Molecular function (GO): protein tyrosine/serine/threonine phosphatase activity
Source: RefSeq, a predicted model, not a curated record